AUGGGUGCAGCCUUGAGACGAAAAUACUACCAUAUUAGACCAUGCAAAACACGCCAGGAGCCGUUGAACAGGGAUAUGCGCGACCGUGGCUGGUUGGAUGCUUCACCGAACCCAUUCACGAGAGCAACCAACUAUUUAAGGGUGCCACUCAGUUCCGGUAUGACCUCCUAUUUGUCUUCACCGCAACAUUAUUUCCAAACCCUCGGCGUGAAUGAAAAUAAUAUGCAAAUGCCAUGUCCACGCAAUCCUCACUCCAAAACACAUUUUCUUAAACUUUAUCGGCAUCUUUUCCCCGAACGGAAGACGACAAAAGCAACUGAUUUGUCUGUCCCGCAAGGAUCCUUUAAGCUUAAUCUACUUUGGUUAGUCUUAAAUUCCUGUUUCCGUGCCUUCACUUUACCAUGGCAUGGGAUGCUCAGAGGAUGCUCAGAGGAUGCUCAGAUGAUGCCUAUUUCUGUUCCAAACCGGGUCUUUGUUAGGUUCCGUUGUUCAUACAGUACAAAAAGUAUAAAACUUAUACAAGUGGUCUCAUCUCUUCAUUUCAAAUGCAAAUAUCCUUGGACAUUCACCUGGUUUGGAUCACGCGCCCUGAGCAAAUCCAAUCCUUCCCCUGCGUAUCCGAAAAUGCCAUACGCGACUCGGGAAGGAUGCCGAGCAUGCAGCCUUCAGCAUUUUCAGAAUGCCCCCUCGAAGACGACCAUUAUCCCCCUACAUCAAGCUGAUGAUCAUCGCGUCUUCGGUCUCAUGCCAAUGAGACACAUGGAGUCGUCUACAGAAUCACACUAG
This is a messenger RNA of Lindgomyces ingoldianus, 786 nucleotides long. RefSeq lists its product as uncharacterized. The transcript is spliced from 6 exons. The record is from RefSeq and is a predicted model, not a curated record. The coding region runs from base 1 to 786 and encodes 261 amino acids. Lineage: Eukaryota; Fungi; Ascomycota; Dothideomycetes; Pleosporales; Lindgomycetaceae.